AUGAAUUACCCGCGCUUCACAGGCUACGCUGGUCAGAUGUGCCUCGUAUGUCAGAACUUUCAGCCUGGCAUGGCUCUUUUCGCCGAAUCGUAUGAGCAGAGGCUACUGAGAGUUGGACCUGGUAACGGAUAUUUGACCGCCGAUGUCUGGCGAGUCCGGCUGGAACAGCGGAUCAAUAUUGCUGAAGUGCGUCGGGUGAUUUUCGGAAGAAAUAACUGGCCCACGAUAGAUGAGCUGAUUACCUUCCAUGGACUGUGCUGGCUUGAUCACGUGCUCCCUAUGCCUGUCUUCGAACAGCUUUUGCGCACAACCACGCGGAAGUUUUCCGGCAACCUGGCAACGAGUGAACUUGGGCUCGGUACUUGUAAGACGUCGCUGAAGUACAGAACUCCGUCGUCUGAAACGUGGCAGUUUGUAGCAGAUGAGCUCGAAAAAAUCCUUGGACCUCAGGACCUAUGCAACCACGGUAUCAACGGUCGACAGGAUUUGUCAUCACACUAUCCAUUAGCGUGA
Messenger RNA from Opisthorchis viverrini, 513 nucleotides. RefSeq lists its product as hypothetical. The record is from RefSeq and is a predicted model, not a curated record. The coding region runs from base 1 to 513 and encodes 170 amino acids. The transcript has 3 exons. NCBI's taxonomy places the organism in Eukaryota, Metazoa, Platyhelminthes, Trematoda, Opisthorchiida, Opisthorchiidae.